Molecule: messenger RNA, 6609 nt
Organism: Gopherus evgoodei (Goodes thornscrub tortoise)
Lineage: Eukaryota; Metazoa; Chordata; Testudines; Testudinidae
Gene: SAP30L
Product: SAP30 like
Exons: 4
Coding region: 552-1088 (178 amino acids)
Biological process (GO): regulation of DNA-templated transcription
Cellular component (GO): histone deacetylase complex
Molecular function (GO): transcription coregulator activity; protein binding
Source: RefSeq, a predicted model, not a curated record
GCGGCGGCGCUUUGGGGCCUGGUGUCUGCUCUGCGGCAGCGCCGCCUCCCGUAGCCGGCUGGAGAGUGGGGGGGGGGCGCUCGCCGGCUCCUCGCCCAGCUGGGGCCCGGGGCGUCUCGGGACCCUUCACGGGGCGGCCCAGGCGGUAGUUUCUAGGGGCCCCUGGGGCGGCCCGGGGACGUUGAGAGUUUCUAGGGGCCCCUGGGAUAAGGGGUGGGGGAAGGUGCUGGGUGUUUCUAGGGGCCCCGGGGGACUGGGCCUUGUCGGCGGUUUCUAGGGGCCCCUGUGGGGGGGAGGCGGUGCCGGCAGUUUUUAGGGGCCCCCCUGGGGUGCUGGGACCUGCCGCGAGUUUCUAGGGGCCCCGGGGGCUGGGACAGUGCCGGGAGUUUCUAGGGGCCCCCGUGGGGCUGGGCCCCGUGGGUAGUUUCUAGGGGCCCCCGUGGUGGGGUGGGGCGCUGGGUGUUAGAGGCGCUCAUUGCCGGGGUCACAGUCUCAGCCGUUGGGAGGCAUCGGGGGUCUCCCUGACAUUACUUUCCUGGCUGGGCUGGGCGAUGAAUGGCUUCAGCACCGAGGAGGACAGCCGGGAUGGGCCCCCCGCUGCCCCCUUUUACGGCCAGAGCUGCUGCCUGAUUGAUGACGGGGACCGCUGUGUCCGCCCGGCCGGCAAUGCCUCCUUCAGCAAGAGGAUCCAGAAGAGUAUCUCCCAGAAGAAGCUCAAGCUGGACAUUGACAAAAGUGUAAGGCAUCUGUACAUUUGUGAUUUCCACAAGAAUUUCAUUCAGAGUGUGCGAAACAAAAGGAAGAGGAAAACUAGCGAUGAUGGAGGAGACUCUCCUGAGCAUGAGAUGGAUGUCCCAGAGGUUGACCUGUUCCAGCUGCAAGUGAACACGCUGCGACGGUACAAAAGACAUUACAAGUUACAGACCAGGCCUGGCCUCAAUAAGGCUCAGCUAGCAGAAACUAUUAGCCGCCACUUCAGAAAUAUUCCUGUGAACGAGAAGGAGACGCUUGCUUACUUCAUCUACAUGGUAAAGAGCAACAAGAGCAGGCUGGACCAGAAAUCAGAAAGCAGCAAGCAACUAGAAUGAAGAUGAGUUGGACUUUGGAUGAGAAUAAGCAUAAUAUUGAAGGAACAGGUGGUGUCAUGCAUUUUAAGCUUCUGAAGACUGUUAAACUAAAUUGUAAAUUUGUUUUAAAUGUGAUGUGUGUGAAUGACAUAGAAACUCUUGGUCAGGACUAUCUGAAAACAUGCAUCCAACAUGCCUAAGAAGACUUACUUCCCAGUCAAAGCCAACACUGGAAUGAAGGAAUAAAGAUCAUAGUAAGAACUAAAGAUAUCAGUAGGACUCCGUGGCUUUGGAGUUCAUUGAUAUAGUGUAUUAAAGUACUUCUGGAAGCCUGCUUCUGAAUGUGAUUUAGGUGAUGAGUAAAAAGAAUUCAGUGGCCUCAUUCUGCAUCACCAAACCGCCAUGCAGCACACUUUGACUCAGGACUGGAACAGCGGUGGAUUAUAAUUUAGAAUGCAUGGGUCAGAAGUCUGUCUGAAGCUUGCUCACAACCUGAGCACAUUCCACCUUUCUCUGAGUCAGUGCUACAAGUCCCAGUCUUCUGUGAGUGAAUGCUACAAUUCACCAAAUCCACUCAGUGAAUGCUAUUUGAUUGGUUUGAAAAUGGAUUUCUCACAUUAUAUUAUAUGGAAACCAAACCGAUAUUGCCAACCUUUUCAUCUGCUUCACCUUAUUUAAAAACUCAUUAUUUAAUUUAAUUGUUUAAGCAUUUGAGAACAUCUGCAUUUUCUGGACUUAUGACAUUUAAGGAAAUAUGUGGCAUUUAGGCAAAUAUUGUGAAUUAAUUCACUGGUUUGAUCAUGUUGUUAAAAUGCCCUAAUUAAUUUACAUAAGCCUGUUGUGUCUCUUGAAUUUUAGGCUCACGGGGAUAGGUGAAGCAAUGGCUCAUGACAUGAGCUUUUAUUCUGGGUCAGAUCAGGUAUAAGUCACACAAGUGAUUUUAUUCUCAAUCUGGUCUUCAGCAGGUCCACAUCACAAAACUGGCACACAGAUUGGUCCGACUUCCAGUCCCAAUUUCAGAUAAACCAUUCUAGGAGCAAUAGUUAUGUCACCAGUGUACUAACAGGAGUGUAUGCGAUAUCUGAACUGUUUUUGGCAUGGACAGAGUCAAAAAACAUUCACCUUUCAUAAGCAUUUAAUUUACGUUUCCUAGGAAUAAUGCUGAUCAUAGAAUGGCACACAGUUGUCCUUUGUGAUUGCUUAUUUUCAAAGUAAAGUUAAAAUCACUCAUUUUUUGUCAUUUCAAGCCAAGGUAUUCCUUCACAGCCUAAACAAAAUUGGCAAAGGGAGCCUAAAGAGGGUUGUGACCUGUCAUUUUCCAAUGACCUCAAAUCCAAUUCAAGGUAAUCUUUGUGAUUUAAAACACUAGUCCGCGCCUCUGCUGUUUUAACUUUUUAGUCUUUUUAUUCUGUUCUGAGAUGCCAAGACCCCACUUGAUGAACGUAUAUGCAAACAAGCCUUAAGCAGCAAAGUGAACAGUGGAGAAUUUAGGUUAGAAUUUUUCAAUUGUGGGUUUGAACAAGCAGAAACCAGCUGUAGCUUUGAAUAGCUAAACAUGAGACACAGCUCGAUAUUGUAUGUAAUGCUUAUUGUACAAGUCAGUUCUUACAAUAACUUCUUGAUAUCUUAAGCUUUCCCAAAGUGUCCGUUAAGAUAAUUAAGGUCACCACUCUAAGCAAACUGAGUUUGUUUGCAAAGCUUUCAAGUGUUUUCUUGAAUAUCCAUUUGGAAUAUAAGCAACUUCAGCCUUUUUAAUAAGUCCAAUGUCAUGCAGAAAAUACUUCUAGUGCUAGGGAUAUUCCAUUUUAAUCUGAUGCAUCUCUGAAGGAUGUGGAUUGUUUUAAGUGUCCUCACAGACUCCAGUUCAGUAUGAAUUUGAAGAACCUUUUGCUAUUUAGAUCAGAGGAUAUGUCUACCCUUCAGUUAAAAACCUGUGACUGGCCCAUGCCAGCUGACUCACGCUCAUGGGGCUAGGGCUAGGGAGCUAUUUAAUUGCCAUAUAGCCAUUCGAGUUUGGGCUGGAGCCGGGGCCCUAGUGAGGCCCAAGCCCAAACAUCUGCAAUUAAACAGUCACUUGGGAGUCAGCUGGCAUCGGCCAGCCACAGGUGUCUAAUUGCAAUAGAGACAUAUCCUAAGGGGCUUUGACACAAGCAGUGAAGGAGUGUAUGGAAUGGUAAGCAAAUGUCUUGCAUCAAUAUUUCUUGAAUAUUUAAGAGUCUCCAUUAUUCUAGUCCCUUCCUUAUUGGAAGGAUGAAAUAAAAACCCAGUAUCACUCAGUUGAUCUGAUUUAUAUAAUUCAGGACAGAUGCUUAGAAGGUAUGUUCUCUGACUGCAUGAUUAACUGCAGAGUUUGUAUGCAUGCAGCCGGAGGAGAGUGAUUAAGGAAAAAUCUGUCUUCAAGUUAUGAGUAGGUUAUGCCUCAUCCUGACUUCCAGACCAAAAUUGUAAAAAAUGGAAUUUAUGUGGUGGUGGUUUUUUUUUAAAGAGCAAAUAAUUUGUUGCAGUGUUUUAGCCGCUCAGCAGCAAAUAGUUUCUUUACAAAGGAAAUAUGGUGGCAGGUUCCAUCUGUUCAGGUGUAUUCACUGGAAUGUUUUUGUGCAGAGGUGGGAUUCAGGACAUUUUUCUGAGCUAAUCGAUUGAUAUAAAAUGUAUGAUUGUUGUUGGUUUCACUUACCCAAUUAUACUUAAAAAUCUCAUUCUAAGAUGUGGUGAUGGAAAGAUGUUUACCAGCCAUUAGUAGGGAGUUUAUAAGGUGGAGAGGUUGGAGGAGGGACACCAAAGAAGCAGAGGAAUCUUUGGUUUUCAGAUCCCUUGGAUUCCAUUGCCUUAUAAACACUUGGAGAUGCCUUAUUCUCUUGUUCUCAACUCAGCUAGAGUAACAAGCCUUGAUCAUGAGAGCAAGUGUCUUGGUGGAGGGACUGGUCACUCAUGUGACUCCCCAUGCUAGAAACUGACAUUACACGUCAAUUCAGCAGCAAUAGCCAUGUUCAGAGUGCCUAUGGCUCUCAGAGCAUUUAGAUUUUAAUAACCAGAAAUGCAACAAUGCAAUUGUUCUGUGUAAUGCCGCUGUGUGUACUUGAUUAUGCUGCAUGCCAAUUAAUGAUACUGUCCAACGUUUUUUAAAUCCUCAACAGCAAAUAUUUUUUUGAGCCUCCAGAGGUGUGAAAGCUGAGGUAGCAGAAUUUUUCUGCACUUCGGGGUUUGUUUAAGAUGCAGGAGAGCAGAAUUGCUUUGAUUGACACGGUUCAUUCACACAAGGUGUAUGUUUUUACCUUGAUACUUUUAGAAUUUGCAUUUCACAGGUGGGACUUAAAUGCUGUCUAACUGAACCAUGGUGUGCAAACGUUUAGUAGUAGAAUAUCAUUUCUUCCAAGUCUGUGGGUAGAAUUCAUCCUGUGCGGAAGACCCUAUAGGAAACCCUCCUGUCCACAUAAGAACCUAAUCCAUUUAAAGACUCCUAUCAACUUCAUUAGGGUUUGGAUCAGACCCUAGCCCUUAGGAUGGAACUCAGAGUCCCUCCUGCAGGCUUCUUCAGUGGGUUAAUUUCAUCCUGUGUAGUGGUCCUAUGCUGGUCACUUGUAUUUGUAGGGGAAGAAAAAAAUCACUGACCUUUUUCAUGCCUUGGGCUCAGUGAAGUAAAAAGCAAGAGAAUUUGAAGUGUACUGUGAUAGGAUUAAAUUAGGGGCAGUUGCAUUGUGAUGACUGGAAAGUGCAGCUGAUACAGUGGGCAAGACUUUAGGGGGCACUUUGUCCUUAGACAUUCUGUGUUCAUCUUUCAAGGCCUAGUUUUAUCUCUGUAUCUUGCAUACUGCAUAUCUUGAGCAAACUGUUGCAGUAAUAUUUAAUAGUUGUUUUGCUAGAAACUUUGGAUAUUAAAGCCUGAUUAAAAAUUUAGGACAACCUAGCUAUAUUGCUCAGGAUUGUGAAAAAUGUAAUGCCCUGUGCAACAUAGUUAGGUCGACCUAACUCUGCUGUAGACACAGCUCGAUCACCAGAAUUCUUUCCGUCAAUCUAGCUACUGUCUCUCCAAGAGAUGAAUUUCCUACAUCAAUGGUAAAAGCCCUUCCUGUCAAUGUCAGAGGCAUCUACUCUAGAGUACUACAGACAGCAGAACUGCAGCACCAUCGCUGUGCCAUUCUAACUGCUGUGAUGUAUACAUAUCCUAAGAUUCAGAGAAGUGGAGGAUAAAGAUUGUCCUGACUUUACCUAAUUCUCUGGUACCUUCAGGCGUGCUUCUAAGAAAAGUUGUAGGCUCUUUUGAUGUGUAGCUAAACCAAAGAAACCGGUCUGGCAUUUGAAAGUCAGACAUGUCAGUAGGAUGGCUUCUUAUCCAAACAAGCAAUGAAAUCUAGAGCCAAAGUAACCCACAGCAAACAUAUUUCAGGCUAGGUAGCAUAGCAAAGAAAACUCCAAAUAGGACAUGGUCCAAAUGAAAACCCAGCUAAAUGGGCUUUUUAAAAAUGUGUGUGAGAAGGAAGAGUCACCUAACCAGUGUAACAUUUUGCAAUGAGUGUUUUAUGCCAAACACAAAUGCAGUGGAGAGGAGAAAGGGUGGGCCAUGCACUUUACUUCUGUCGGUAGGUUCUAAUGUAAAUACCGGUGGGAAAUCAUGGUAAGUAAAUGGAGGGGGACUUAACCAAAAUCGUUUGUUUCAAACAGAAAACCAGUCUUACUCCUGCAAUGACCUAGCAUUGCUUUCUCUUUAAAGUUCAAACUAUUGAGAUGAGGGAACAUUAAACUUUUAGGUGGGAGCCAUUUUACUGCCCAGUGGAUUCACUAAAGGGCCCAUCAUGGAGAGACAAUAGAAUAUUGUUGAUUGCUCAUUUUGAUUUUCUUCAUGUCAGCUAGGGCUUAUCAAGCAUAAGAGAGGGGGUAAAGUUCAGUUUGCAGUUUCUGCUUUCUCGUUGUAAAUGGGAUUCUAACAGCACCAGAUAGUCCAUUCACUUCUGCACCCUGCUCUCACUUCCACAUUACCCGUUACCCACAGCUCUGUUUGAAAGUAACUAAAUAGUGUUCAUGGAAUGGGAGGGCUCUUGCCUUAAAUUCUGAAUUUUACUUACAAUCAGGUCUGAUGUAUAAAAUAGGUUCUUAGGGUCUCUGACUUAAUAGAUUUCCAGUGUUUUUAAAAGAAUGAGGUUUGCGUUUUUGCCUUUCAUUUGUUGUCUUCACCCAUCCUGUCUUGUCCCAUUCCACAGCCAGAACACCAAGAGGACACACAUCGGAUAACUUUAAAAAGAAAAUCCUUUUACUCCUGUACCAGGCUUACUGGGAGAAAAAACAAUCAUUCCCCCUUUCAUUACAGCCUCCCACAUGUUGUGCUGAUCUUCUGCCAAAUGUUUUGGAUAGCUUGUAUUUUUACUGAUGUAAGAAAGCUGUGUACUGUCAGUGUAACUCUAGUAACUUAUAGUGAAACUGUAUAAUUCUCUCUGAGAUGUAGAAAAUGUUCUGCUCCCACCAUGUAUGAGACUAACUGUACUGUGAGACAAAGAGAUAAAUGCCUGAGUUUCACUUUUAAUAAAUGAUCUAUCUAGCAACAAACCCC